CAGUCUGGAAGGAUGUACUACUUGAAUAGGAAAACAUUGAGGAAGAGCUGGAUCAGACCCAAGGAGCAAAAGCUAGACUUGGAGCUCAACAUCUCGACCCUUCCAAGCUCAGAAGAGAAGGCCGGCACUACAACUCCAGAGGAACCAAAAAAGCACAACAAUUCAGGUGGCAACAUGGUUGCAAUCGUGUGCAUAAACUGUCAUCUCCUCGUCAUGAUCUGCAAGUCAUCUCCGUCGUGCCCGAAUUGCAAGUACGUGCAUGCAUGGCUGCCGACAACACACCAAUUACCGCCUCGCAAGAUGGAGUCUGCCAAGCCUUUGGAAACCCUAAGCCUUCUCCACUAGCUAAGCUAUCAAGCAUAUUAAUGUACGUAGAGAACCCAAGUAGGGACUUAACGUUUAGGGACCCUGAUAAUAAGAUCAGGUCCUGUGUAAAAGAAGGUGUAUUAAUAAUAUGAUAGAGCUAGUGGGACACAUGUGGAUAAAAAAUUUCAGGCUAAGGACUUGCUGGUUGUUACAAGGUAUCAAUGAGAAAGAUUAAAAAGUAGAUAUGGAAAGUCCUGCACAAUAAAA
Molecule: messenger RNA, 573 nt
Organism: Elaeis guineensis (African oil palm)
Lineage: Eukaryota; Viridiplantae; Streptophyta; Magnoliopsida; Arecales; Arecaceae
Source: RefSeq, a predicted model, not a curated record